GCGGCGAUGAGGAUCCAGAAACAGCAGCAGUGGUAGGCGGCGGCCAAAGCCGCCGCCGCCCGGACUGCUAAAACCGCGGGGCUCGGGUUGUUCGGUUCGUUUCUGAAAAGGCUCAAAGACCGGAGCAAGAGCAAAAAGCGCGCUCUCCAGAACAUCGAACUCAAUUUUCCGGCAGAAAAUAAAGUAGAUGAAAACGUUAGAAUGUCGUGUUCUUGUAGUAAUCGGAGACCGAGCAGCGCCGAUUGGACGGAGAACAACGAAGAAGCCGAUUUUGAGGCCUCAACCAACAGCAGUUGCGGCUCCGAUUACUGCUCGGAGGAGAUAAUAAUCAAUAGCGAUUUUGAUUUAGUGGAAACACGCUUUUGCUUAAGCCCUUUCAGAUUCUCUCUUCUCCAGACCCCUUCCUCGUCCGGCCGCCGCACCCCUGACUUCUGUUCUCCGGCGGCUUCUCCUAGUCGCCGCGUAAAUCAGGAAAACGAAAAUUACGAAGCAAGAAAUGUAGAUAAAGAAGAAGAGGAAGAAGAGAAGAAACAAUGUAGUCCCGUUUCAAUAUUGGAGCCUCCGUUCGAAGACGAUUUACGCGAAACCGAAGAUGCAGAAGAAUUAGAAGAAGACGAUUAUGACCUCGAUUGUGGCUACGAAAAUGUAGAAAGAGCCAAACAACAGCUCUUGCACAGGCUCCGUAGAUUCGAAAAGCUCGCGGAAUUGGACCCGAUCGAACUCGAGAGGAAGUUGCUCGUAGCAUCGGACGAAGAAUCCGAGGGAUAUUAUUCCGAGGAUGACGUGGCGGCGCUGUACAAAAAGCAGAGCGUGGAAACAUUUGUGGGAUCGAAGAACAUGUCCACCGAUAUGAAGAGGCUUGUCUCGGAUUUAAUCGUGGAGGAAAAGAGCGAAGUAAUUUGGUCGGUAAAUAGCAACGAAGUGGUGAUGGGAAGAAUUAGCAACAAAUUGGAUUCUUGGAAAGAAGUGGAGUUCGACACUAUCGAUAUGAUGAUCGGACUGGAUUUCAAGAAAGAGUUCGAUUUGUGGACGAAUUUCCGCGAGCAAGUGGAGGAAACAUCCGCAGAAAUCGAGGUCGCGGUUUUUAGGGUUUUGAUCGAGGAAUUAUCCGACGAAAUUUUCGAUUUGCGGACACAAUUUAAUUAGUAGGUAAUUAAGAUUAAUCCUCAACUAAUUAUAAUUUCUGAUUAUGUUAGAAGAGAACAUUAAAAUUACAAUUGGUGGUCACAGGUUUUGUAAUGAUGUUUUCUAUUUUCCAGGAGAGAAUUUCAACUUGUAAGAGAAACACUGCAAAAGACACUAAUUCUCUAUGGGGGACCAAAUAGAUACAUUCAAAUU
Erythranthe guttata (spotted monkey flower) is the source of this 1338-nucleotide messenger RNA. It is a transcript of the gene TRM28, whose product is annotated as histone-lysine N-methyltransferase SETD1B-like protein. The record is from RefSeq and is a predicted model, not a curated record. NCBI's taxonomy places the organism in Eukaryota, Viridiplantae, Streptophyta, Magnoliopsida, Lamiales, Phrymaceae.